Salvelinus namaycush (lake trout) is the source of this 2181-nucleotide messenger RNA. Its product is annotated as protein diaphanous homolog 1-like. The record is from RefSeq and is a predicted model, not a curated record. Gene Ontology annotation, biological process: actin filament polymerization; actin cytoskeleton organization. Gene Ontology annotation, cellular component: cytoplasm; actin filament. The transcript is spliced from 11 exons. NCBI's taxonomy places the organism in Eukaryota, Metazoa, Chordata, Actinopteri, Salmoniformes, Salmonidae. Bases 613 to 2181 code for a protein of 522 amino acids. Gene Ontology annotation, molecular function: microtubule binding; actin binding; small GTPase binding.
UGGAUGUGUUUGAACGUUGUCACUCGGGAAAGUUAACUUGUUGCAGUAAUGGACACGAUUAUGGGAAACCCACACGACUACCGUGUUGUAUAGAAACAACUUGUAUUAGUAGGAAGAACCGUCUAUGUUCACCGAGUUUUAAGAUAUCUAACGUUAGCCACUACUGACAGGGAGGCACUCAAUAUUUGCAAGGAUUACGGGCAACCUCUUUCUUUGGGACGACAACUGUGCAACAUUAACUAACUAAAAGUAAUGGUAAAGUUGUGUUUGGUGCAACAACAAAGAGUCGUCAAGAGUGGCUCCUAUACGUUUUCCUCCGGCUGUUUGGGGGUACUUUAAAUUUCCCUCCUUUUUCCAUCACAGGCGGGGGUUCGGGUUAUUGGCUAGCAGCUAGCUAGCCACUCGCUAAUAGUAACUAGUCCAAAAGCAGUAACAUUAGGCGAGUACAUACAGGCAUCAGGGGCUACCCAGACUUUUUUUUCGUUGGAAAGGACAACUUUUCAUAACUUGGUAGCGAGGCGUCAGUUUGUUUUUGUGUAAAAAUACGGUUAUCACCGGGUGUGUUCGUGAGUUUAUUUUUGUUCUCCCUUUGAGGAAAUUGUCUAAAUCACAAUGGAUCCUAAUGCGGGGAAUUCUGCUUCUGCUCCCAAAAGCAAGAAGGACAAAAAAGAAAAGAAAAAUAAUGAAGAUGGAGACGGGAAAAAGAAAUUUAAUAUCAAACGGCUGUUUCCUGAUGAGUUGGAGCGUUUCACCAGCAUGAGGAUGAAGAAGGACAAGGAGAAGCCUCAUGCACCUGCACAGCGCCACUCCAGCGCUGCCCACUACGAGGUGCCUGCCCAGGAGACCAUGCUGCACGACCAUCCUGACGAAUACGUCCUGGAACUCUUCGAACAGAUGCUGGUGGAUAUGAACUUGAAUGACGAGAAGCAGCGGCCUCUGCGGGCGAAAGACAUCUCCAUCAAACGAGAGAUGGUUUCUCAGUACCUCCACACAUCGAAAGCUGGUCAGAGCCAGAAGGAGUGUUCCAGGUCAGCCAUGAUGUACAUCCAGGAGCUGAGGAUGGAGCCCAGAGACGCACAGCUCCUGGGUUGUCUGGAGUCUCUCCGGGUCUCCCUCAACAACAACCCAGUCAGCUGGGUGCAGAACUUUGGAGACGAGGGCCUGGCUCUGCUGCUCAACAUCAUGAGGAAGAUCCAGGAGGAGAAGGAUGAGUACCCGAAUAUGGGAGUGAAGUGUCAACACGAGAUUGUGCGCUGUCUCAAAGCCUUCAUGAACAACAAGUAUGGUCUGAAGGCCAUGUUGACGUCUGCCGAGGGCAUCCCUCUGCUGGUCCGAGCCAUCAACCCCAGAGUCCCUCACAUGAUGGUGGAUGUGGUCAAACUGCUCUCGGCCAUCUGCAUCCUGGAACACCCUGACAACCUUCAUGAGCGUGUUCUGGAGGCCGUCACUGAGGAGGCAGAGAAGCAGGACAGUGAGAGGUUUCAGCCACUCCUCUCUGGUAUGAACAAGCCCAACAUCGGCCUGAAGAAUGGCUGUAUGCAGCUCAUCAACGCUCUCAUCAGUCGAGGAGAAGAGCUGGACUACAGGAUCCACAUCCGCUCAGAACUGCUGAGACUGGGCCUGCGAGACCUGCUGACGGAGAUUCGGACCAUAGAGAAUGAGGAGCUGAGGGUGCAGCUCAGUGUCUUUGACGACCAGGCUGAGGAUGAUUCUGAAGAACUCCAGGCCCGCCUCAACGACGUGCGUGUUGAGAUGGAUGACGUGAUGGAGGUGUUCCAGAUGGUGAUGAACACCGUCAAAGACUCCAAGGCUGAAACACACUUCCUGUCUCUGAUGCAGCACCUGCUGCUCAUCCGCAACGACUACAUGGUCAGGCCCCAGUACUACAAGCUGAUAGAUGAGUGUAUUGCUCAGAUCGUGUUGCACAGGAACGGAGCCGACCCUGACUUCAAGUGCCGCAAUCUCAGCCUAGACGUUGAGGGGUUAAUUGCUGGUCAUGCAGUGACGAACAUCUUGGCCAAAGAGUUGAUGCAGGAGGACACCCCGCCCCGCUUCAGCAAACCACCCAAUAAGAAGACCAAGAUAGCGCAGAAGGAGGAGCCUAGCAUAGAGGGGGCUAGUAUAGACGGGGCGGGGUCACUAGAGGACCUCUUAGAGGACAGUCUAUCACGGUCCAAUUAA